GGCUGUCUGACCGGCUUCAUUCAUUCAGGACUUUGGUGGGGCGACUCCAGGACCCGCCGGUUUUGCUGCUGCGUCACUUCCGUCAGGAGGUCUUAGUCUGACCUGCAGGCUUUUUCAAAGCACCUCAAGGUUUUGUGGUGAAUUUUCUGAUUUUGGACGAGUGUCGCCGGAAGAACCCCGACGAGCCAAGAAAGGGCCUGCAUCCUGAAAGGCUCAGACCAUGAAUUACGUGGGGCAGCUGGCGGGCCAGGUGUUUGUCACCGUGAAGGAGCUGUACAAGGGCCUGAACCCCGCCACCCUGUCCGGAUGCAUCGACAUCAUCGUCGUCCGCCAGCCCAACGGGAGCCUGCAGUGCUCCCCGUUCCACGUCCGCUUCGGCAAGAUGGGGGUGCUGCGCUCCCGAGAGAAAGUGGUUGACAUAGAAAUCAACGGGGAAUCUGUGGAUUUACACAUGAAGCUGGGAGAUAACGGAGAAGCCUUUUUUGUUCAAGAGACCGAUAACGAUCAGGAAGUGAUCCCCAUGCACCUGGCCACCUCCCCCAUCCUGUCGGACGGAGCCUCGCGCAUGGAGUGUCAGCUGAAGAGGAACCCGGUGGACCGGGCGCGGAGCCUGGACCCCGGCGCGGCGGCCCCAGGCCUGCCUCCCGGCGAGACCCCCUCCAGCGGCUCCCUGGUGAAGAAGAGACGGAAGAGGAGGAGGAAGUCUCAGCUGGACAGCCUGAAGAGGGACGACAACUCCAACACGUCGGAAGACGAAGACAUGUUCCCCAUAGAGAUGAGCUCCGACGAGGAGCGGGACGCGAUGGACAGCAACAGAACUCUUUCUAACGACAUACCUCCAUUCCAAGAAGAUGUUGCCAAGGAAAACGUGCCCCCCGUCAUGCCUUAUUCUCAGUCAUCAUCGUACCCUAGUUCCGACAGAGAGUGGUCACCCAACGCCAGUAGCCUGGUAGAUUGCAAAAGGACGCCCCCUCACGUAGCCGUGGCAGCCGAGGGCCUGCUCUCUAGCUCUUGCCCUCCACAGUCGUCCGUCCUGCACGCCCUGGAAAGUCCUUCAGGUUCCCGCCCUUCGACACCUAAAAGCGAUUCCGAGUUGGUCAGCAAGUCGGCGGACAGAACGGCGCAGAAGAGCAACCUGGAGAUGCUGUGGCUCUGGGGGGAGCUGCCCCAGGCCGCCAAGUCGCCUGCACACAAGAUGAAAGACUCCAGCCCGCUGAGCAGCAGGAAGUUCUCGGAGAAGAUGCACUUCCAGGCCAUCCACAGCGAGCCGCCCGAAGCGUUUAGCGAGCCGUCGCCGCCGCUGGCCGAGGCGCCGUCUCCGCAGCCGCUUUUGGAGCAGAGCAAGCCUCAGACCGAGAUGCAGUUUGUGAAUGAGGAGGACGUGGAGGCCUUGGGAGCUGCAGCCCCGCCCCUGCCUGCCACCGAGGAGCCCAAAGCCCUCUCCGCCCUGGCGGCGAGCAAGACGGACUCGCCGUCUAGGAAGAAAGACAAACGAAGCCGGCACCUUGGGGCGGACGGCGUCUACCUGGACGACCUCACGGACAUGGAUCCCGAAGUGGCCGCCCUGUAUUUUCCCAAAAACGGGGACCCUUCUGCGCUCCCCAAACAUGCUGACAAUGGAGCCCGGUCCGCCAACCAGUCCCCGCAGUCCGUGGGCAGCUCUGGGGCCGACAGUGGUGUGGAGAGCACCUCCGACGGCCUGAGGGACCUGCCUUCCAUCGCCAUCUCCCUCUGCGGCGGCCUCAGUGACAACAGGGAGAUCACCAAAGACGCGUUUUUGGAACAAGCCGUGUCGUAUCAACAGUUUGUGGACAACCCCGCCCUCAUCGACGACCCCAACCUGGUGGUAAAGAUCGGGAACAAGUAUUACAACUGGACCACGGCAGCCCCUCUGCUGCUGGCAAUGCAGGCUUUCCAGAAACCUCUGCCAAAGUCUUCAUGCCUAAGUUACCUUCAUGCGAUUUUGGACGCCAUUAGGUUUUGCUUCUCGAAAAUUUUUAAUUCACACGUCGCCACGGUGGAAGCCAUCAUGAGGGAUAAGAUGCCCAGGAAGGGAGGAAGAUGGUGGUUCUCGUGGAGGGGAAGGAGUACCACGAUCAAGGAGGAAAGUAAGCCGGAGCAGGGCCUGGCUGGCGAGAGCCACAGCACCGGGGAGCAGCCGCCGCCGCUCAGCAUGGCCACCAGAAUGAAGCAGGAGUCGUCCUCCAGCGAUGAGGAGCACUCAGCUGCCAGGCCGUCCAGCGCCCCCCUGCUGCCCCUGAUGUCCAACGUCGGCUACAAGAAGACCCUGCGGCUCACGUCGGAGCAGCUGAAAAGCCUGAAGCUGAAGAACGGCCCCAACGACGUGGUGUUCAGCGUCACCACCCAGUACCAGGGCACCUGCCGCUGCGAGGGCACCAUCUACCUGUGGAACUGGGACGAUAAGGUGAUCAUCUCCGACAUCGACGGCACCAUCACCAGGUCAGACACUCUGGGCCACAUUUUGCCCACCUUGGGGAAGGACUGGACCCACCAGGGCAUCGCGAAGCUGUACCACAAAGUGAGCCAGUAAGUACAGAGCGGGUCCCCCGCCCCCCGACUCCCGCACGUGGAGCACGGGAUGCUGACUGUGGGUGACUGGCCGGGGGGCGUGCCUCUGCCUGGGCGUCAGCGGGGGUGGCGGAGGGAACCCCGAGGUCAGAACCCAGAGACAAGCAAGGAGUUGAUUCGUGAGCCCAGACAGCCCGCGUUCCUUCACUGCCCAGUGGUCCCUGCGUGCCCGUGGCGUGCGGGCCCUGGGACGGGCGGGGGGACGAUGAGGUAGGCACGGUCUCUGCCUCCCGGACCCCGUGCGACUUGGUCGUGGGUGAGUGAGUCCCGGCCAUUUCUUUGGGUGUCACAUUCGUGGUCGCCCAGAGAUGCUUAGAGGAAGGGUUCGCAGCCGGAGACCCAGGAGAAGUGGCCACUGGAGUUAGGGUUGGCUGUUCCUCUUCCCUGGCACUGCUGACCUUGAACGGGGUCCCUCUUAAAUGUGGCGCUGCAGGCAGGCGAAGGGAACCCGGCCUGGGAGGUCGCCGCUUGCCCAGAGACGCAGAACGCCCGGGAGUUCUCCUUGUUUAUUUUUUGCUGAACGUAAUGACUUGUCUGAUGUGGUCAGCCCGUGAGGAAUGCGCUGUAGCUGAUUGCACCUGGCUCACAGAGGGUAUUGAUUGCAAAAGCUUGCUUGGUUAUUGAUUAAAAAGAACUGUAGCAGGUACAAAGGGAAGGCACGUGAAACUCUCACACGUUCAAUAGAAGAAUGUUUCCUAAAAUACCUAGGCCGCUGAGCGAGCGGGUGCUUCGGGGGCCACAUUUGAACGAGAAUUGUCUGAGUUUCUGCCUUAUUCGGUGUAAAUUUUUUAUUCCUGUCACCGGAAGUCAGCAUCUGAGAGUUAGCAGGAGUGAGUGUCACCGUGUCCUCAGAUGGACGAGCCCGUCGGGGCCUCAGGUGGGAGCCCUCUGCAGCCGGGACACUGAGAAGGGGAACUGACUGUUCCCAGGCUGUCGCUCCUCUCCCCUCAGGCCUCGUGGGUUCCUGCGGUCACCACUCCACCAGUGAGGCAGGGGCCUGUGACCGGGAGCAAUCGGGGCCCCUGGGUUCCGGGGUGACAGCGCAGCUCGCUGUGGACACUCGGACCUCAUCCCCACUCCCAGCUUGCGAUCUCAUCUCUGAAACGAGGACACAGGCUGGGCGACCCUGAGGUCACUGCGAGCCCAGACUGACCUGCUGCCGGGCUGUGCGGCUGCGGGCAGUGCAUGUGUGGACAGCUGGGCGCGGCUUGCCCAGCCACACGUGGGUCAGAACCCCGAGCAUUUACUAGUAGCUGAGGUCGCCAGCCGGCACCAGCCACUGUGCCCGGAGCUGUCCUAGGUGCGGCGCCUCGCCCCUCAGGGAGCCAUGACCGUCAGAACGGGCAGCAGGGCCCCGGCACAGGUCACGGGAGGUGUGGUGAGCAAUGCAGAGCUCACAGACAUCCAGGCGCAGACGGUAACUCUGCUAACUCUGUCCGAGGGAUCAGAGCUUCAGUGGGUGCCCUGAGCUGAGCCUGAGGGGAGGGCAGGUUUGAGAGGCCCGCUCGUCUCAUCGCAGGUGGCAGUAGCAGUGAGAGGAGGCGGAGACGGGAGCAGGUGGAGGGGUCAGGGAAGGCAGGCUCCGGCGGGGGCGGGGUGUCAGUGAACCGGGAGGGUCGCGGGGCACCAGGUCGCAGAGGCCUGGCGCAGCUUUCGGGGGAGAUGUCCCUGUUGCCCACAGGCGUGUCCGGAGCCGGUUCCGCUGAGCUGGCGAUGGCCCCGGAACCAGAACACUGUGUGGCCAGAUCAAACCGUGAAACGCGUUGAAAGCACGUUCGGAUAAAUCAGGAUCUCGGACCCUGCCGGUGGCAGCUUGUGGGACUCGGAUGAGAAGAGCUAUGCACAGAAAGUGAUUGUUUUUUAAAAGGGUCUGCAUUCAUCAGGCAGCUAAAAUGCGAAGAUGUUUCAUUGGGAAGAUUGCUUGAUGUGCCAGACAAGCCGACACUCCUAGAUUCCCGUUGUCUCACAGCGUCCUGCGUCUUGUUUUAAAGGACACGUUGUUAAACCAUCGGAGACCAGCCCUCCAGCCUGGGGGCCAGGAGGGGUGGGAAGUGGUGGUUUGUCUUUGCUCAUCCACAGGUUU
This is a messenger RNA of Myotis davidii, 4672 nucleotides long. RefSeq names its product lipin 1 (gene LPIN1). Gene Ontology annotation, cellular component: nucleus; mitochondrial outer membrane. The transcript has 18 exons. Gene Ontology annotation, molecular function: phosphatidate phosphatase activity; transcription coactivator activity. Bases 221 to 2551 code for a protein of 776 amino acids. NCBI's taxonomy places the organism in Eukaryota, Metazoa, Chordata, Mammalia, Chiroptera, Vespertilionidae. The record is from RefSeq and is a predicted model, not a curated record. Gene Ontology annotation, biological process: triglyceride biosynthetic process; fatty acid catabolic process; cellular response to insulin stimulus.